Molecule: messenger RNA, 3502 nt
Organism: Tribolium castaneum (red flour beetle)
Lineage: Eukaryota; Metazoa; Arthropoda; Insecta; Coleoptera; Tenebrionidae
Exons: 12
Coding region: 134-3463 (1109 amino acids)
Source: RefSeq, a predicted model, not a curated record
GUGAUAAGCGGUACCAUUAUCUAUCACAAAAUUCAAUGAUAAGAUUGUAGAGAUUGGAGCAAUUUGCGAAUUAAACGAUGAGUUCCACUUAUAUAAUGUGACGUAACCUUUUCCCACCUUCAUUCCUCCAAACAUGAUGCUUCUAAAAGUAGUACUCUUUGUCUCAAUUUCCGUGUGUUUUUGUGACAAUGACAACCGACCAUUGGUCACAACCCCAUUGGGCCGAAUCCGCGGGUACCACAAAACGUCCCAUGAUGGUCGAAAGUUCGCCGCUUUCGAAGGCAUCCCAUUUGCCAAACCACCAGUGGGACAAAGACGCUUCGAAGAACCUGAGCCUGUGGACCCUUGGCAUGGUACCUGGGACGCCAGGUACUUAACCAGCUGCGCCCAGACGUCCAUGACCCAGCCGAACGUCACUGAAGGCGCUGAGGAUUGCCUACACAUCAAUGUGUACGUACCAAGGGAAGUACCAACACCUGGGGAAGGGCUAGAUGUGGUGGUACACGUCCAUGGGGGGGCUUACAUGUAUGGUAGUGGGCACGUGUACGCCCGCCCAGAUUUCCUAAUGGAUCGGGACUUAAUUUUCGUCACUUUUAACUACCGACUGGGCGUUUUUGGGUUCUUGAGUACCGAGGAUGAGGUGGUACCGGGGAAUAUGGGUUUGAAGGACCAAGUAAUGGCCUUGAGAUGGGUCCAAAAAAAUAUUGACAGUUUUGGGGGGAACCCAAACAGUGUGACCUUGACGGGUCUAUCAGCUGGUGGUUCCAGCGUCCAUUUCCAUUACUUCUCCCCUUUGAGUGAGGGUCUCUUCCAACGAGGGUUCUCCCAAAGUGGUGCUGCCACCAAUUGUUGGUCUUUACAAGAGGAUGGGUUGGCAAAAGCCAAACUUUUGGGUGGUUCCAUGGGUUGUCCCAUUGGUGGUACCACUCGUGAGUUGGUUCAAUGUCUUAAAGAACGACCCAUGGAGCAGAUUUUGGGCAAGGUUUGGUUGUUCUUCAAGUACCAGUUUUUGCCAUUUGCCCCUUUUGCCCCCGUUGUGGAGGAAAAAGGGCCAAGUGCCUUUUUGACCGACUAUCCUUUUAACCUCUUAAAGGCCGGGAAAGUGUUAGAUGUGCCAUGGAUUUCGUCAAACACGCAACACGAAGGGAUUUUUCCCUCGAUUUUCAUGGUAAACGAUUUAGAAAAUGUUAACCAAAACUGGAAAUCUUUAGCACCCGCAUUUUUCGAUUUUAUUUACACUUUGCCCAAAACUCAGCAUGAGACAGCUUCCCAGCAAAUCCUAGAGUACUAUUUGGGCAAAAACCAGAAACUGACCCAAGGAAACUCCGAUCAGUUGGCCAAAAUGUUCACUGACCGUAUUUUCAUAAUUGAUGCCGAAAGUGCAACUAAACUUCAGGCCAAAACCGCCAAAUCGCCAGUCUAUUAUUACUUUUUUACCUAUUUCGGAGACUUCAACCAAGUCAAAGGUGUAGGUCAUGGUGACGAUGCCAAGUACUUCUUUGGCAACAUUUUCGAACCCAGACCUUUGAGUGAGAACGAAUUGAAAAUGAAAGACGUUAUGUUGGACAUGUUGGUCACUUAUGCCAAAAAAGGGACCCCGGUCAUAAAAGGGGCCGACUGGAGGCCAACUCAAGGAGACCAGUUAACGUACCUUGAAAUUGGGGGCCCUGAAGAUGGGCAAAUGACGCUCAAAACGAGCAGUGACCUUAGCGGGGCCAAGGACUUUUGGAACUCUCUAGGCUUGUCGGAUACUGAAAGUUUUACUAGUAGUACCAAAGACGAACUAGGUUACGAUUCAGUGACACAACAAUUACGCAAGAUCAUGGUACCACAUUUCCUAAUCCUCUUAUUUAUUUCGUUGGCCCAGUGUUCGCGCCCGUUGGUACAAACCCCAUUGGGUGCCAUCCAAGGCCACACCAAAACGUCCCACAAUGGGCGGAACUUCUCCGCUUUUGAAGGAGUACCGUUUGCCAAACCACCAGUUGGCCCAAAACGCUUCGAGCCACCGGAACCCGUGGACCCAUGGCAUGGUACUUGGGACGCCCGUCACCUUGUAACAUGCGCCCAAACACACAUGACCCAACCAAACGUGACCGCAGGUUCGGAGGAUUGUCUCUACGUCAAUGUUUACGUCCCGGGGGAAGUACCAACUCCUGGCAAACAACUAGAUGUCGUGGUACAUAUCCAUGGUGGGGCUUUUAUGUAUUGUAGUGGGCACUAUUACGCCAAACCUGAGUUUCUGAUGGACCGUGACUUGGUUUUUGUCACUUUUAAUUACCGACUGGGCGUUUUUGGGUUCUUGAGUACCGAGGAUGGGGUGGUACCGGGGAAUAUGGGUUUGAAGGACCAAGUUAUGGCCUUGAGAUGGGUCCAAAACAAUAUUGCCAGUUUUGGGGGGAACCCAAACAGUGUGACUUUGACUGGGGUAUCAGCUGGUGGUUCCAGCGUCCAUUUUCAUUAUUUUUCCCCUUUGAGUGAGGGUCUCUUCCAACGAGGGUUCUCCCAAAGUGGUACUGCCACCAAUUGUUGGUCUUUACAAGAGGAUGGGUUGGCAAAAGCCAAACUUUUGGGUGGUUCCAUGGGUUGUCCCAUUGGUGGUACCACUCGUGAGUUGGUUGAAUGUCUUAAGGAAAGACCCAUGGAGCAGAUUUUGGGCAAGAUUGGGUUGUUCUUCAAGUACCAGUUUUUGCCAUUUGCCCCUUUUGCCCCCGUUGUGGAGGAAAAAGGUCCAAAUGCCUUUUUGACCGACCAUCCUUACAACCUCCUAAAGGCCGGGAAAGUGUUAGACGUGCCAUGGAUUUCGUCAAACACGCAACACGAAGGGACUUUUCCAUCAUUAUCUUUGAUGAACGAUUUGGACCAUAUUUACCAAAACUGGGAAAGUCUAGCCCCCACAUUCUUUGAAUUUAUUCACACUUUGCCCCCAAGUCAACAUGAGAGAGUUUCUGAGCAGAUUUUAGAGUACUAUUUGGGCAAAAACCAAAAACUGACUCAGGAAAAUUCCGAUAAAUUUACCAAAAUGUUCAGCGACCGUAUUUUCCUAAUUGAUUCCGAAAGUGCAACCAAACUUCAGGCCAAAACCGCCAAAUCGCCAGUCUAUUAUUACUUUUUUACCUAUUUUGGAGACUUCAACCAACUCAAAGUUGUAGGUCAUGGUGACGAUGCCAAGUACUUUUUUGGCAGUGUUUUCGUACCAAGACCUUUGACUGAGAACGAAUUGAAAAUGAAGGACGUUAUGUUGGACAUGUUGGUCACUUAUGCCAAAACAGGGACUCCGGUCAUAAAAGGGGCCGAUUGGAGGCCAACUCAAGGAGACCAGUUGACAUACCUUGAUAUUGGAGGUCUUGAAGAUGGGGAAAUAAAGGUCAAAACGUGUGGUGACCUUAGCGGGGCUAGGGAUUUUUGGAAUUCUCUGGGGUUAAUGGAUAGUGAAAAUUUUGGUAGUACCAAGGAAGAAUUGUAAUAAUUUUUAAAUAAAAAAAAUAUAUAUUCAUAGAAAUUA